UCCGGGAGCGGCGUGGGGAGGCGGAGGGGCGCUGGGGCCGCCCGCGUCGGGAAAGGCUGCGCUGUUGGAGAAAUAAACGUGAGCCGUCCCUGAGGGCUUCCUCCAGUUAAUUUGUUUUGGGGCCGCGGGACGUGGUCUGCAAAUGUAGAAAUGAUGGCAGAAGAUUUAGAAAAGUUUAUUGAAGAUCAGAAGGCCAAAUUGGCACAAGAUAAGGCAGAGCUUGAAAAUGAUCCACCUUACAUGGAAAUAAGGAAUAAGGAAUCAGAGAAGCUUUCUGAGACUGGCAAAAUGUUCAUCUCCAUGUCUAAAGAAAACAUACCUCCAAACAGUCAGCAGAACUGUCCUUUAGGUGACUAUGGCUGGAGUUUACCUCUCGGAGAAGAAUAUGAGCGAAAGAAGCAUAAACUAAAAGAGGAACUUCGACAAGAUUAUAGGCGAUAUCUCUCUCAGAAAAAUUACCUGACUACAGGUGAAGUAGACCCUUAUACUCAGGGAUUAUCUCUUCCUAUUGAUGAGCGAAGGUCUGCCAAGGAGAAACUACGUCUUGAAAGAAACAAGGACUACAAUCAGUAUCUCAGGGAUAAAGAAGAAUGGAAUGAAAAGCUAAGAAAACUAGCAAAGAAAAGCACAGAGCAUCAGAUGGACAGGAAUAAAAAACCAAUUGCUGUUACCAGGCUCCAACCUGAGUUACGUCCAGAUGUAGAGUCCUGUAGUACAGCUGCAGAACCUCUCAGGAAAGAUGCCUUUACUUCCACAGAAGGUUAUGAAGAGCUAAAUAAGCGACGGCUGGAAGAAGACAGGUACCAUAGGCUAGAUGAUGAAAUUGAAUUAAGAAGUCGACUAUUAAAUAAAAGACUUGAUGAAGAUUUGGAUGUUCCUAGUAGAAGACAUCGGGGAUUUGCGAACCAAUCUCUAAUUCCUAUUAGAAGGUAUCACAGACUUGAUGAGGAUCGUGACUUUGAUCGAAGAUACUACAGAACGGACUAUGAUCCCGAGAUAAGUGAAGAAUUAGAUCCUAGAUUUAGAUGUGAAAGUGCUUAUGAAAGAAAACCUCCCCGGCUUUAUUAUUCUGAAAGGCCCGAUCUGGAUGGAAUAGUAAGAGAUCUACCUGCAAAUUAUGAAGAUGAAUUAAAGGAGAGAUCACACGUGCAACGGAUCUCACGAACUGGAAAUUUUAGAAAUCAGGCACAGAUUAGUUCUUUAGCUAAUGAACCUGCCAAGUCUGCUCCUGAAAUGACAUAUGCUACAGGCCUCAUUCUUGGUGAUCAAGACCUAGAACUUCUCCAAAGAAAAAAGGAGAAAUACAGGCAAGAAUUAAUUGAACAGAUGGCUGAACAACAGCGAAAUAAGAGGCGUGAGAAGGAACUUGAACUCUCAGUUGCUGCUUCUGGGGCUAUAGACCCAGAAAAGAAGCCAAAUAGAUUGAAGCAGUUUGGUUUGACAGCAAGAACUUCCGAAGAGAAAGUACCACCUGAAAGGCCCAGGGUUGCUUUCCAAACUCCAGUGUCCAUGCCUUCUAUUUCUCCAGGGAAUGAAGACUUUCACAGAGGGCUAGCCAGUGCUCUUGGUGAAAUGGCAGCUCCCAGGCUCGCCCCUAUGCCACCACCUCCACCACCAGUUUUGACAGACAACUAUAGAACACCUUACGAUGACGCGUAUUACUUUUACGGAGCAAGGAAUCCUUUGGAUCCCAAUCUUGCAUAUUAUGGCACAGGUAUGAUGGGAAUGCAACCCACACCUAACCUGGAUCCUCCUUUAGCCCAAGCCCCGAUAGAGCAGUCUGUGAGUAAUGUUGGGCAGAGGAAUACGGGAGACAAACAAAGAAGCGUAGGAGUAUUUUCUGAAGAAAAGUCAAAGCCUUACAAAGAGGCAACAUUAUCUUACCAGCAGGAAUUGCAGCAGCAGAUAAGGGAGAGAGAGGAAAGACGCAGACAAGAGAGAGAAGAGAAGGAACGUUACGAAGCCAAGUUAGAAGCAGAAAUGAGGAAUUACAAUCCCUGGGGAAAAGGUGGUGGUGGAGCUCCUCUCAGAGAUGCAAAAGGAAAUCUGAUAACUGACUUGAAUAUGAUGCACAAGCAAAAUGAAGAUGCGUAUCAUAAUCCAGAAGCGAGAUUAUAUGAAGAUAAAAGGGCUAUUGUAUCUGUUGACCUAAGUUUGGCCUCACCAAGACCUGAGAACGCAGGAGCAUCUACAAAUAAAAUAGCAGGUUUUGCAUUUGCACAGACUUCUCCUUUUGCUCGAGGCAAUGUGUUUGGUGAGCCACCAUCUCCACAACAACUUAAGCGACAAGAGUCAUACAAAAACUUUCUUCGUCUACAGAUUGAUGAAAAGAGACGUAGGGAAGAAGCAGAGCGAGAAAAACUUAGACUGGAAGAGGAAAAAGAAGAGAAAAGACUAGCUGAACAGAGGAGGAGAAUUCAAAAAGCGUAUGAGGAUGAACAAGAAGAGAAAAGAAGGAAAGAGGAGGAGCGAAGGUUGAAAAACAAAGAAAUGAUUCGAUUAGAUGAAGAAAGACAGAAAGAGGCAGAAAAAAGAAGGAAAGAAAAAGAAGAAAAGCGAGAUGAACAACUUAGACAGUAUUUGGAGAAGGAAAAGGUUGCUAAGAUGGAAGAGGAAAAGAAAACGUUCUCGAGGAAACCUUCUCCUGUCAUUCCUGCUCUUCAGAACAAAUCAAUAAGAAGAGAAGAGAGGAUUCCAUCAGCUGAAAGCCAUAUGUCUUACUAUUCACAAGAUCCUCCACAACCCAGAGCUCCUUCUCCACCUGUCCCAGCUAGAAGAAAUCAGUUGCGAGCACUUGAAGAAAGAAAGAAUGUGAUAAAUGAAUUAUCAGAGAUGAGGAAACAGCUUCGUAGUGAAGAGAGGCGACUGCAGGAACAGUUACUUAAUGUGGCUAGUGAUGAUGAUGGACCAAUUACACGUGGGAGGAGAGAGAAGAAUCCAAAGGACAUAUUUGAGAUGGCCAGGCUUCGUCUGCAGGCUCCGGUGAGGCGACCUUCGUCAAAGGAUGCACAAGAUCCUGUCAAUAUGCAGAACAUCUGGGAUUUUAAUGAACUUAAAUACAAAGAUUCUGAAACACGUGUGGGCUUAAGGCAAAUGUAUCCUGAUCCUCCAAAAGAUGACCGGACUCUUGAGAUUCAACAGCAGGCUCUGUUGAGAGAGCAGCAGAAGAAACUUGACAGAAUGAGAAUGAGGAGAGAAGCAGAAGAUGAUUCUCCUUCUGGCUACAACCCACAAACCAUGGGACUGUUCAGGAAUGACUCCCAUGAAUCCUUGAAGAAUUCACUGUUGGAAUCUGACAGUGCUUUUAUUGGUGCUAAUGGAGAAACUUUUUCCGCCUUAGAAGAAGUUGACCUAUCAUCACAGCUUCCACUUUCUGCAAGGGAGAGGAGACGAAUAAAGAAGAAAGCACUGGAGUGCACUGAAGAUGUCCCACCAGCCCAGACGCUGCUGCUGCAGCCUGACAGUGUGUCCUUGCACUCCGACUUCAGCCUGGAUGUUGAUCAGAUGAAAGGCAGAAACGAAGAACGAGUGCGCAGGCUGACCGAGCUCCAGCAGAGAUCUGCUCACUUAGGUGAGGAUGUUAUCCUAGGAGAAGCAGAUGACCUGCUGAAGCCCCCCCCAGCCAAGGACAGCCGCCCGCCCAGUUCUGUUGACUCCAUUGCCACAGAGCCCUGGCUGCGGCCGGGAACGGCAGCAACGCUGCGCAGGUUUGUGAUGGAGCAGCAGAGCCCAGCAAAGCUGCCUCCUGAGGGCACGCUGCCACUGGGCUGGCAGGGCCUCUCCACUGCACAUGGCUGAGCACAGCCUGUGUGGAACCCACGUGUGCCUUGCAGCAAGGGAAGGGAGCGUUCUGUUUGGCACUACUGCACUUUUAGGGUCUCUCAUUUAUCCAGCUGUACUCAAUGUGAAUAGCAUGGAGCUCUGUGUGUAAUUUCAAGUAGCAAUAAUGAAGAAAUGGAAGCUGCAGUGCAGUGGGGAUCCUCAGAGCAGAAUUCUGUACUACAUGCAAGUGGAAGUGGGGCAGUGAAGUAUUUUGGCUUUUUUUGCACUUUUUAUACAAGUUCGUUUCAGCCUUGGAGGUGAAUUUGUAAGGAACAGUGUGUGUGGGAAUUUGAUAUUAAAUCAGAGUUAUGUUUUAUCUUUACAUAGCAAAACUCCAGGAGUGUUUGUUUUCAAAUAGUGGCACAACAGAGAUGCAGUUUGAGCUUUUACCAAAAGAAUGGACAACCUGGCGGUGGCCACUUUCUCAGUGCUGAAUGUGUGCUGGGGUGCUGGGGAGGUGAGCAGUUCUUGUAUGCUAGAAGGUCUGUUAGCAUUAUAUCUUACCUUCCUAACUUGGUUUGUGUUGGAGAUAUAGAAAAUGUGGUAUAUAUUUAUGUUUCUGAUUUAAGAGGUAAUAAUAAAUUAUUUUGUUACUAAAAAUCUGAAAGCAGACUGAAGUUGUAUUAGAACUGCAGUUGCUGUCAGUCACUUUCCUUUUCAUGAAGGAAGCAGAGUGCCAAGGCCCUCUUCAAAGCAGGAAAAAGCCAUGGCUGAGCAGAAGCUCUGCUCUUCAGCAGUGUCCACAGCUUUUAGCACAACUCCCUUCUCUUUUGCUUACGGUUACCUUCCCACUACAUCCACCAUGCUAUUCCCAAACCUCUUGGUUCUUCAAAAAAGAUCUUCCAAAUCCUUCCUUCAGCUUUCUGCACAGCCCAAGUCCAGUUAAUUUUAUUAUUUAUUAAUAAUUUAAAAUCAUGCCUGUUUCAUCUUCAUCUUUCACCAGUGAAACAGUGUUCCCACCUCUCCCUGCAGCUGCAGGGCUGGAGCACAGCAAGACCUGGAGGUCAGCAUGAGAGAAAUGACAUUGGGGAUUUGCGAACCAAUCUCUAAUUCCUAUUAGAAGGUAUCACAGACUUGAUGAGGAAAUGCUGCCUGUGGACUAACACUGAACAGCUACUCAGUCUUUUCCACUCAAGCAGUAAAGUGAAGAAGGGCACAAAAGGAUAACACAGUGAAAAAUGACUAUUAAAGUAGGGAAUACACCACAGGGAAAUAAAACAGUAAGGUUUUACAAGGCACCAGCGCUCAUGGAUGCUGAAUACUGGAUGGCACACAGCCAUGUAGACAGAAACCAGACUAACAGCUCAGUAGGCAGCGCUCUUUUUGCUACACCCCAAUUAACAUUAUGAGUGAGUGCAAACUACAUGGAGGUCAGGCCCUUUAAUUCCCCUCAGUGGCUUUUCCCCAGCUACUGCACUGAACUGCUUCCAGCUCUGCCUUCCAGUGCCCUGCUGCUGUCCACUC
Messenger RNA from Phasianus colchicus (ring-necked pheasant), 5286 nucleotides. It is a transcript of the gene CSPP1, whose product is annotated as centrosome and spindle pole associated protein 1. The record is from RefSeq and is a predicted model, not a curated record. Gene Ontology annotation, biological process: positive regulation of cytokinesis. Lineage: Eukaryota; Metazoa; Chordata; Aves; Galliformes; Phasianidae. Gene Ontology annotation, cellular component: spindle pole; microtubule; centrosome.